UUCUCUCUGAGGAGGUUUAGUUUUCUUGAGCUCUGCAGGGACAAUGCCAGAAAGCUACAGGCAAACUCUGAUGCUGAGAACUUAAGAGUCCUGUAUGAAUGCUUGAUGCGGUCAGCAGUGGACAUUUCCCUGUGAGGGCUGAUCCUAAAUGUCCUGCAUGUAUCUCUGGCUGAGGAGUUGCUCCUCUCCUUUGGUGAUUGUUAACUUUUGGACUUUUUCACAUCAGCUCUCUACUUUUCUGGGAAUCUGAAGACACCUGGACCAGUUUGCAUGAAUGAGUCAGUUGAUGCAUCAGUGCUAAACAUCUGGCUGCAGGACGCUAGUGGAGACUUCUGUGAGAGGAGCUGCACCAUCAUCUCCAUCUCCAACCCGAGCAACAGCAACCUGAACGAAUAACUGUUGUAAAGGAGGAAUCAUGAAAGAAAACUUUGGCAUCGAGAACCAGCUUUUCAAAGAAGAGGAUCUUACUGGUGAGGAGGAGGAAAUGCCUUCAUUUAGAGGUCGGACCAGAGGAGGAUGUGUGAGGUGUCAGCAGAGCAGCUCUCUGCAGCUGGCUGUCAAAGUCCUCUAUGGAUUUGUUGCAUUUCUCAUCAUUACUGUAGUAGUGCUAGCAUCACUUGUGUUCAGGAAAGUCGACAAUCUGUCUGAAGAGGAGUCGCUCUAUCACAAGAGGAUCGCCAAGGUUCAGCAAGGAUUAGAUGACCUGAGCGUCACCUCCAACUGCUCGGGCUGUCUGGAUAUGGUUUUUAACAACAAGGAGAUCAGCAGGCUGAAGCGAGAGUUUGCAGACAUCCAGAAAAUGAUGCUGGGGCAGAAUCAGAUCCUGGACCAGGCCUCCCAGACCCAGGACACCCUGAAAGCAACAAGCGACCGUCUGACACGUGACAUGCAAAACCAUAUCAUGUCAAUCAAGCUUCUCAGCCAGUCACUGGGAAGAUACCGUGAUCAGGUGGAUGGCUGGAAGGAAGUGAUUGAGGAAACUGAAGAGAAAAUGAAGACCGUCACAGAGGAUCAGUAUAACCUCAAAGCUGUAGCACAACAAAUUAACACCACAGUGGCACUCAGCACAAUGUGGAUAGAUGCCCUGCAAAGGAAAGCAGAGGAGGAUACAUUGGUUCUCCAGACACUGACCGGGGACUGGCAGAACUACAGCCGUGUUCUGACCACAAUCAAAUCCGAGAUGAGCAGUGCGCCACAGACUUUACGUUACCUCCAAAGUGGUGUUGCCGCAGCACUCCAGAGAAUUGCCGUGUCCACAGAGGUGUACUAUGACCUCACCCAGCAGGUGAUGAACCUACAAAUGCAGCUUGAUAAUGUAACGUCUUUCAUGGAUGAACAUGAGGAGAACAUGCAUGACCUUCAAUACCAUUCUAGGUAUUACGAGAAUCGGACAGGUGAACGUUUCUCUGCCAUGGAAGGUCGUCUAAACUCCAUCGAGAUGGAGAUAGACACCAUCUCCUCAAGCAUCAACGCCACAGUGAGCCAUGUCCAGAGCAUGUACAGGUACAUCAACAUGGAGAGUUCAUCAUGCCAGAGUCGCCUGGGCAGACACACCGAAGAUCUACAGGACUUGAACAACACAGUCUUGUUACUCCUCCACUUAGCAGACACGCUGAGGCAGCAGAACAUGUUGCUGAAUGUCCGACUAGAUGUUGAUGUCAGGAACCUGUCUAUGGUGAUGGAAGAAAUGAAAUUAGUGGACAUUCAUCAUACUCAGCUCAUAAAGAACUUCACUAUAGUAAAAGGGGCUCCUGGACCACCGGGGCCAAAAGGGAAUCGUGGUGAGGCUGGUUCAAGAGGCCCUGUUGGUCUAUCAGGAAGCAAAGGUGACCGAGGUCUUGUUGGAAUCCGUGGAUUGUCUGGGGAGAAAGGUGCUAUUGGGCCCAAGGGACCACCUGGUGAAACAGGCCCUACCGGUUCCAGAGGUGGAAUUGGUUUCAAAGGAGCCAAAGGGUCACUUGGACAGCCAGGUCCACGUGGUGAGAGGGGUGAGAAAGGAGACAUGGGCCGCUCUGGUCAAGAUGGCUUACCAGGAUCAACGGGACCUCCAGGUGUCCAGGGCCAUGAGGGACUACCAGGCAUCAUUGGCCCACCAGGGCCUAAGGGAAAACCAGGGCCAGCAGGGCCACCUGGUCCACCAGGAACUCCUGGUCCUCCAGGCCUCCCAUAUCCUCAUGACAGAAUCAAAAUUCAGCAGCCUUCCCAAACCGUGACACCUGCCAGUGGCUCCAAAAGGCAGUAGACCGAGGUGAGAUGGGUCUGGUACCAAAGCUUUAGAGUUACUGUUCAAUCGUACCUGAAGGAAGCCAUCACCCACAUUGACCUGGAUAUAAUCAGCUAAGAAACAUUCUGAAUGUUUCUUUUGGCUUCAUGAGGAAAUGAAGAACUUUUAUAGAAUAAAUCUGAGACAGAGACGGGGCAAGUAUUCCUCUGAUGAGUGUCAUAAUGAUAAAUAUGAUGAUGAUAAAUGUUGAAAGCAGAACUUUGCUCACAGACUGUUCUCUUUAUUAUUCACUGACGGCUGCAAGUACGCAGGUCAGCAAAGGGCUGUGUUUUGAUCAGACAUCUGAACAUCAUAGUGACUUUACUCUUGACACUAAGUGUACAAUGCUUUGUCGCUCAAGAUGUACCCAAGCGGGGUUUAAACGAUGUACCUUUGAAUGUGAUCAGCAAUGAUUUUGUAUCUUGAAAAUUAAACAAAAGUCCACUGUUUUCAGCUCGGGGUCCAGCUUAAGGUAUUACUUCUGCGCCUUUGCACCUCUGCGUGUUAUAGGGAUUUUCGCGAUGCACUGAGGCUAUGAGAAUACGCUUGUCCAGCAAUUUGCAUGGGUUGAAUUACAAAUUUAUACCAGAUUUCAAACCUCUUACUCAACAAUGAAAUGAAAAUUCUGACAUAUUUUUGUGUUUUCUAUUGAACACAGCUGAAUGUAGUGUCAGUGAGGAAUGUCUGCAGUUGAGGUUGAUGUCUGAGGCCAUCAAAACCU
Messenger RNA from Thalassophryne amazonica, 2984 nucleotides. It is a transcript of the gene scara3, whose product is annotated as scavenger receptor class A, member 3. Lineage: Eukaryota; Metazoa; Chordata; Actinopteri; Batrachoidiformes; Batrachoididae. The record is from RefSeq and is a predicted model, not a curated record.